AUGGCAGGAGCGGGCUUCUACGUUGACGCCAAGUACCCGGACGUCAUCGCGUGUCUCGAGGCCGAUGGCUGGGCGGCCGUGCGCCACUGGACGUUCCCGACCUGCCGCUUGCGCUUCGUCAACUACGCCAAGGUGCAGUGGGCGUACGUCAAGCCAGCGCACAUCGUCAACCACCUCCAGCACGCGGUGUUGCUGAGCCAGAAGCACGAGCUCCUCGCGCACCUCCGGCUUCGCCAUAGCCGUCAGCACAUCGCGCCCCGCAGCGCUGCCUCGCUCGAUGAGUGGCGCCAGCUCUUUCUGUACGCGCAGGUGCUGCUCGUGCUCAAGCACCCGACGGCCUUCGCGUCGCACCUCACACCCGCGCUGGCCAUCGCAGCCGAGCUGAUGCGGCGCAACCCCGAUCCAUCCGUCGCCCGUGCGCACGGCUUCAUCAUGGUCGACGCCGCCUUUCUUAGCACGCUUGCCCUCGAUGGCUUGUACAGCGCGCUGCACCGCGAGGUCGACUCGUCGAUCCCAAGUGCACAACAUGAUCUAAUUCAAGCGAUCUUACACCACUUCCAAGCCUGCGACCCUCAAUUUCACUUUGUCGGAACGCGAAAUCUGUGGAUCGCCAAGCCGUCGGGCCUCUCGCAAGGCCGGGGUAUCGAGCUCGUGACGUCCCUGGCCGAGCUCGAGGCGAUCUGGGCGUCACCGAUGGUCGUGCAGCAGUACGUCGAGCGGCCGCUCACGAUUUACGGGCGCAAGUUUGACAUUCGGCAGUGGGUUCUGCUCACGGACGUCGCGCCGCUCCAAGUCUUUUGGUACGAGUCGUGCUACCUGCGCUUCGCGUCGACCGAGUACAGCCUCGCCUCGUCGACCAGCCUCCAGGACAAGGCUAUGCACCUCUGCAACAACUCGAUUCAAAAGCACGCGACGGGAGCUGCGCACAAGGAGAUCCCAGACCACAUGUGGCCGCUGCAUCGUUUUCAGCAGCACCUCGCAGAGCUUGGCCACGGAGCCUUAUGGGAGACCUCGCUGCGUCCUGCGAUGCAGUUUGCCUGCGCCGAGGCUCUGGCGUCCGUCGCGAGCAAGCUCCGCCGUGUCGGGCAAGGGUUUGAGUGGCUCGGACUCGACUUUCUCAUCGACGAGACGUUCCGCGUCUGGCUGCUCGAGGUGAACGUGAGCCCAGACGUAAGCCACAGCACAGCGACGACCGCCGCACUCGUGCCGCCAGCAACCCAAGACCUCCUUGCACUUGUGUUGCACCAGGAUGAGAACCGGGGCUGGCGACGACUCGAUCUGGCCUCGGUGCAGCCACCGACGUAUGCAGUCUGA
Messenger RNA from Saprolegnia parasitica CBS 223.65, 1314 nucleotides. RefSeq lists its product as hypothetical. Bases 1 to 1314 code for a protein of 437 amino acids. Lineage: Eukaryota; Oomycota; Saprolegniomycetes; Saprolegniales; Saprolegniaceae. Gene Ontology annotation, biological process: protein polyglycylation. The record is from RefSeq and is a predicted model, not a curated record. The transcript has 7 exons. Gene Ontology annotation, molecular function: protein-glycine ligase activity, initiating.